Molecule: messenger RNA, 2853 nt
Organism: Musa acuminata subsp. malaccensis (wild Malaysian banana)
Lineage: Eukaryota; Viridiplantae; Streptophyta; Magnoliopsida; Zingiberales; Musaceae
Product: transcription factor EGL1
Molecular function (GO): protein dimerization activity
Source: RefSeq, a predicted model, not a curated record
GCUUGGUUUGCAAACCCAUUAAUGAUGUACUGGUGUGCUUGUCCGAGCUGCUUAUGGUUUGUAAGAGGAUUCACAGCAAAGCCAAUGUCUCAGAGAGAGCUAGAGAAGAUAUCAAACACAGUGUCUAUCAGAAUCUUCUUUGGACAUUCUGACGUUUUAGUCUCUUCUCAUACCUGAUACAGAUUUACCUUCCCCUCCUCCGGAGCCUCCCGCUGCUUGCACGAGGCCAUGAGAUAAAACGUGACCUCUCCUUGGCUCCUUUCAAACGUCCUGCCGUCUACUCCCCGCAGAAUCUGCUUGUUUGUCUUCCGUCAAUUUUGUUUGGGACGCAUGAGAGACUGUUGGGUGGACUCUAGUGUUUAGCUCAACCAAGAUGACAGUGGUUUCUUGUCUUCCCUGGAUGACGAUAGCAGCCAAUUUCUUCUCCUUUUGAGAGCGACGAGCCUCAGUCGUGCCAGAGAAAGAAGACAACUAUACUAUGUAUGAUUUCUCUUUCAGAUUAAGCUCCACAAACCUGCUUGUUAAGCUCAGAGCCCCUCGGCUUCCGUCAUUGUCACUGACCUGACCAGUGAAGGUUUCUCGAUUUCUAGCUUCAUGAUAGAAGGAGAUCCUCCCUCUCACUGGGCUCGAAAACAUGGCGUGGAGAAAGCAGCGCUUGCUCUGAGGUGAUAGUACUUGGUGGCCUUUGCUGGUGUGCUAGGCGGAGAUCAGGUGAUGUGUAGAGCAAUGGACGUAGGUACCAUCCAUGAAGCGUUGUCGCCGAAGCACCUCAGGAAGCAGCUCGCUGCCACAGUUAGGGAGAUCCAGUGGAGCUAUGCAAUCUUUUGGUCUCCCUCCACGGGUCAACCAGGUGUCUUGGCGUGGUCCGACGGGUACUACAAUGGUGAUAUAAAGACGAGGAAGAUGACGCAGCCAAUGGAACUUAAAGCCGAUCAAAUGGGCCUUCAGAGGAGUAAGCAACUGAGAGAAUUGUAUGGAUCGCUUUCUGCGGGAGAUAACAAUCAGCAGACCAGAAGGCCUUCUGCUUCACUGUCUCCUGAAGAUUUAACUGAUGCAGAGUGGUAUUACUUGGUUUGCAUGACCUUCACAUUCACUCCUGGACAAGGAUUGCCCGGUAAAGCCUUCGCGACCAAUCAGCACAUCUGGUUGAACAACGCUCAAUUCGCGGAUAGCAAGAUCUUUUCGCGCUCUCUUCUAGCAAAGAGUGCAUCUAUUCAGACUCUGGUUUGCAUCCCCUUCGCCGGCGGCGUAUUGGAGCUCGGAACAACCGAAAAGGUUUUGGAGGAUCCUGCUCUCAUCAAGCAAAUCUCAAGUUUCUUCCGGGAGAUGCCGAAUCCGGUUGGCUCCGAGAAAUCGGCAUCCAGUCCGCAAAUGACUGAGAACGAUGAAGACAUCCUGUGCCCCAGUCUCGAUAAUGAUGUGGACAGUUCUAUGGCUUUGGAAGAGCAUGAUCUGAUGAGUGGUCGUCAAGCGGCAACGGAGACCGAUCCAACGCAUCUUCCGUUUGGUCUUGGUUCAUAUGCUGCAGCUGCUGAACACGCACAACCGGUCCAAGACAAGGUUGAGGAACCAGAAAUAGUUUCUCCUGAUGACAGUUCGAAUGUGUACUGCCUCAAUCAGCCGCGCGAAGAUUCAUUCGGGACCGAUGGAUUGACCGGCAUAUCUCGGACUCAGAAUCCAUGGCUUGGAGCUUUGAACUCCAAUGAGUGCCUCCCGAUGCCAUGUGUCGGUGCCCAAAGAGUUGUCACUUCCGCGAAGAAGGAAAUCGUAAGCAAUCAGAUGCUUGAUGGCAUAGAAGAGGGCAACUGCAGCAAGCAUAAUUCGCUGGAACUCGACGGCGACGGCUCGCGUUAUGCCAAGACGGUAGCAGUCAUCUUAAGGAACUCGAAGCCAGUUUUGUUCUUCCUGACAAUUUCUCGUGAAUCCAGUUUUGUUGUCUGGAGAAGAGGUUUGAGCACUCCAAAGCCAUUCACUGGCACGCCUCAGACUCUGCUGAAGAAGAUUUUGAUGGAUAGAAGAUGGUUGCACGGCGGUCACAUGGAGAAAGCUUGGAGACCAGAAGGAGAGUCUGGUGGAAGCUAUUUAUUGUCCGAGAUGAGAAGGGAGAAGCUGAACGAGAAGUUUGUGGUUCUGAGAUCAUUGAUUCCUUCUAUCAGCAAGGUCGACAAGGCAUCCAUCCUCGACGACGCCACACGGUAUCUGAAGCAGCUGGAGAGACGAGUGCAGGAGCUCGAAUCCUGCCGGGAGACAGCAGAGCUCAGCGGCAGAGACAGAAGGAAGCAGCAUCCUGACGUAUCAGAGAGAACAUCGGACAACUACAUCCACAGGGAGAUCACCGACGGCAGGAAGGCGUCGGCCAACAAGAGGAAAGCACGCGACAUGGACGAAGCAGAGGCCGAGCACGAGCACCACUGCGUCGAAGUCAGUGUGACGAUGAAGGAGAAGGAGGUGGUGGUGAAGAUGCACUGCCCAUGGCGGGAGUACCUGCUGCCGGAGAUCGUGGAGUCCAUGAGCAACCUCCAUCUGGAUCCUCUGUCGGUGCAGUCGUCCACCGUCGACGGCAUGCUUGCGAUGACGGUGAAAUCCAAGCUCCGAAGCACCACCGUGGCAUCUCCGGUGAUGAUUAAGCGAUCGCUUCAAAGAGUGAUCGGCAAAUGCCUCUAAUGCUUUCGGUUGGUUGGUGACGACUCUCCAUUGGCGGCUACCGUACGAUGCGGACUUCAGGUGCCCGCUUUGAGCCAUGGCAACAUUAGCAAUGGGAACUGAAACCUGUAGUUUGAGUAAAAGCAUGAAUCGAUGUGCCUUUUGUAGCAGACCAAUUAAGAUUUUAGAACUCACAAUUAGCUCUGCAUA